Messenger RNA from Adineta ricciae, 1539 nucleotides. The record is from the annotation of a GenBank genome assembly. Lineage: Eukaryota; Metazoa; Rotifera; Eurotatoria; Adinetida; Adinetidae.
AUGUGGUCGAUUUUAUUCUAUAUCUCUUUGUUUCUUGUCUUAAGUGUAAUCGGUUUCGUCUACUUCAAACUUAUUCGUCCGGAAAAGCAAAUCUAUGAUAAUUUGCGUGGUCAAGGAAUUACAGGCGAACCAUUCGUUCCUCUGCUUGGUCAGCUUCCAACUCUUCGUCGAUAUCGUGAAGCAGAUAUGAUGAUGACCUAUUACGAAGAUCUUGUCAAAAAGUAUGGUCAAGUAUUUCUGUACUGUUUCGGUCCGGUGAUGCGUUUAGUAGUCAAUGAACCUGAUAUGCUUGCCGAUGUUCUUAGUCGAACAAAUGCGCAUAAUUAUGUCAAGCCAGCAGUUGGCAGUAGCAUCUUUGGACCAGUCAUAGGUUAUCAUAAUCUAUUGGUUGCUGAGGGUAGCGAACACGAACGAGCACGCCGAAUGAUAAAUCCAGCGUUUCAUUACACAAAUCUGAAAUCGAUGAUAUCGAUCAUUGCCGAUCGAACACAACAAACAAUCGAGAAAAUUUUCCAUGAAAUCGAUUCGACUGAAGCAAUUGAUUUGCAGGUGUUAUUCAACAAGUUAACUUUAUCUGUUAUUGUAGCAAGUGCAUUUGGUUCAGAUUUAGAAGCGAAUUCUACUGCAAAAAACAUUAUGAUUCGCAGGUUCAAUGAAGUUCUCGAUGCGGUCCUAUAUCGUUCGUUAUACAUGGUUAAUCAAAUACCGUUUCUCGCUAAGUUACCAUUUUGGCAAAAACAUGUCGUUGAUGAAGGUGCUCGACUCAUAGGAGAAUUUGUCGAUCAAUUGAUCAUUGAUCGGCGUCAGGGACAUUCAAAGAGCAUGUCGAACGGACCUGAUCUACUCGACUUACUUCUAUCAGCUGUUGAUAACGAAGGAAAAGCGUUUACUGAUCAAGAAAUCAAAGAGCACGCUCUGACAUUUGUGCUUGCUGGAAGUGAAACAACAGGAAAUCUCAUGGUCUGGAUGUUCUACAUUUUAAUGACACAUGACAACGUUCUUCAAGCAUGUCGCGAAGAAGUCGAUGGAAUUAUUCCUAGUGGAAUUGAAAUAACCAAUGAACAUCUCGCUGAUCUGGUCGUAUGUGAAGCAGUCAUCAAUGAAACUUUACGUCUUUAUCCAUCAGCACCACUCUUCGUUCGCCAAUGCGUGCAUGAGCAUACAAUUGGAACCGAACACAAACUACACAUUCCCGCUGGUACAAGUGUUUUGAUCAAUAGUUACACACUCCACCGUCGAAGUGAUCUUUGGCCUAGGCCAUUAGAAUUCGACUAUAUGCGUUGGUUACGCGACCCGAAAACAGGUCUGAAACCUAAACUAUCCCACCCAUAUGCGUAUCUACCAUUCGCAUCUGGACUACGAAACUGUAUCGGACAAAAUUUCGCAUUAUUAGAAGCGAAAAUCAUGUUAGCGAUGUUUAUUCAACAAUGUGAUUUGAAAUUAGUACCUGGACAAAAGAUCGUUCCUGAUCUGAAGAUUACACUACGAACAAAAUACGGUCUGUUCGCUAACAUAACCAAACGAAAGAUUCUCAAAUGA